AUGUCCCGCUCCCAACAGACCCAAAACACCCCAAAGAGUCACAGAUACAUAGCGAUUCCAGUAGCUCCGCCAUCCUUUGCCGGAGAUCUAAACACCGAUGGAAAUCACAAGGGAGACCAAAAGACCCCCAACCUUUGCAGUAGACUCUCAUUCACCUGUCUAGUCCAAGAAGUUAUCAAGAUCGAUCUUCAAGGAAAGAAAGACACAACACAAGAAGGAAAAGGUAGAAGUCUACCGAGGCAACUAUGGAGAAGUAAGGAUCUUGAAAAGCAUAUUGCAGCAGAGGGAGGGAGAGAAGGAAUAAACAAACAAUGGAUGAUUGAUAUUGAGGAUUGA
Messenger RNA from Lactuca saligna, 336 nucleotides. Lineage: Eukaryota; Viridiplantae; Streptophyta; Magnoliopsida; Asterales; Asteraceae. The record is from the annotation of a GenBank genome assembly.